Messenger RNA from Eruca vesicaria subsp. sativa (arugula), 540 nucleotides. The record is from the annotation of a GenBank genome assembly. Lineage: Eukaryota; Viridiplantae; Streptophyta; Magnoliopsida; Brassicales; Brassicaceae.
AUGGAAAAGUUCAGACGAGGAGGUCGAUCCGCGUGUUUGAACUGGCUAAACAAGGUUGUUGAUGUCACAUCCGACAGCACCGAUCUAGUCAGCCUUGAUUCUCAGCUAAAUUCUUCGACUCAAGCAACUUUGGAGGAUGACGACGACGAUGAUUGUGUGAUUCUGGACUGUGAUCCCGACAAGACAGGUGCUGCAGUUGAAUCUAAAGCUGAUGAUGAUGAUAACGACGAGGUGCUUGUAGUUGGGCAAAAGGGUGAGAUAGCGUGUAGAGAUUUCCCUCAUCCCCGACAUUCGUGUGCUAAGUACUCCUUCAACUCAACAGCACAUGAGAGUUACUGCGACAUGGAAUAUUGCCCACCCAACCAGCUCAUGCCACAGUGUCUCCGCCUCAGAGUAUCAUCCGGUUAUCCCAAAACCCUUCGCCGAGGAACAAGAUUGAGAUCCGGCCUUGCUCCAACCGUGUUGCUGCUAAUCACUCAAACGUCAGAGGCAAUAGAGUCAGGCAAUCGACUCCACGGAAUAAUGGGUUGCAUUCAUUGA